AUGCCCGUCUCCGAAGCCAAAUUCAACAAGGCCGUCGAGAUCGUUCAGGGUCUCCCCAAGAACGGGCCCAUCCAGCCCUCGCAGGACGACCAGCUUUACUUCUACAAGCAUUACAAGCAAGCGACGGUGGGCAACGUGAACACGACCCGGCCGGGCAUGCUCGACUUUGGAGUGAUGGGGCACUACCCCGGCCCUUCUCCCGGGGAUGCGUGGAAGUCGGUCGAGGGCCUGUCCAAGGAGGAAGCCCAGGCAAAGUACGUCGAGAAGCUGCUGGAGGUUCUGAACGCAGUGGGGGACGAAGAGGCGAAGAAGCACAUCGCCGCAAUCGAGGCGACGGAGUAG
Messenger RNA from Fibroporia radiculosa, 342 nucleotides. RefSeq lists its product as uncharacterized. The transcript has 6 exons. Gene Ontology annotation, biological process: fatty acid metabolic process. NCBI's taxonomy places the organism in Eukaryota, Fungi, Basidiomycota, Agaricomycetes, Polyporales, Fibroporiaceae. Gene Ontology annotation, molecular function: fatty-acyl-CoA binding. The record is from RefSeq and is a predicted model, not a curated record. Bases 1 to 342 code for a protein of 113 amino acids.